Messenger RNA from Paracoccidioides lutzii Pb01, 402 nucleotides. RefSeq lists its product as hypothetical. The record is from RefSeq and is a predicted model, not a curated record. The coding region runs from base 1 to 402 and encodes 133 amino acids. The transcript is spliced from 2 exons.
AUGGACAUAGAUAUACGUAAAAGUGUCAUCUUUGAACAUUCAGAUCACAAGACUGACAGUAAGGGCCAAAUCCACAGCGAAACUUCAAGUCCAAACCAGCCGGCAAGCACCAGCAGCCCGGAAGCGUUCAUUCCCGAAGCUCGAAACCCUGCAGCUGCAACCGCAACUCCAGCUCCAGCUCCAGCUCCAGCUCCAGCUCCAGCUCCAGCUCCAGUUCUAGUUCCAGCUCUGGUUCUGGCUCUGGCUCUGGCUCCUGCCCUACACCCAUGCCGAUCCCCAACCACAGAUCCUGUGGUCGGUCGUGCGGGAGGUCCUGCAACUGCUACUACUACAUCAACCCGAUUCGAAACAUACGCACCUACCCGCUAUCAUCCCUUUGCUGCCCGCGCCGUACCCCCGUAA